Guillardia theta CCMP2712 is the source of this 510-nucleotide messenger RNA. It is a transcript of the gene SMC6, whose product is annotated as SMC6 structural maintenance of chromosomes DNA repair protein. Gene Ontology annotation, biological process: double-strand break repair via homologous recombination. The transcript is spliced from 2 exons. NCBI's taxonomy places the organism in Eukaryota, Cryptophyceae, Pyrenomonadales, Geminigeraceae. Gene Ontology annotation, cellular component: nucleus; site of double-strand break; Smc5-Smc6 complex. The annotation marks the transcript as partial. The record is from RefSeq and is a predicted model, not a curated record. Gene Ontology annotation, molecular function: damaged DNA binding; single-stranded DNA binding; ATP hydrolysis activity.
AUUCGACGCAUCCGCUUGGACAACUUCAUGUGCCAUAACAAGCUGACGGUGGACUUUCACAAGUACAUCAACAUCAUCAAUGGUCAAAACGGAACGGGCAAGAGCGCUGUGCUGACGGCGCUGGCUAUCGCGCUAGGCUGCAGGCCUAAGCUGACUGGUCGGUGCGAUGCUCUCAAGGACCUGAUCGGGCCAUAUGCGGACAGGAGCAUCGUUGAGGUUGUGAUUGUACAGUGUAGAGAUGAUCCUUAUCGUGGAAGCAACUCCCGUGAGAACUGGGACUUUGGGAAAGAGGUCAUCAUCGAGAGAAUAAUCCAAAAGACAGGCGCCUCAGCGUUCAAGAUCAUGACAGAGGAUAGGACCGUGGUGUCGACCAAGAAAGAAGAUCUGAUGAAGAUCCUACAGCAUUUCAACUACCAGAUCGAGAACCCCGUGCAUGUUCUCUCGCAGAAAGACGCCAAGACUCUUCUGCAGUCAGCGACCAAGAAAAGCUUUUACGACUUCUUUUUCGAA